Messenger RNA from Megalops cyprinoides (Indo-Pacific tarpon), 2819 nucleotides. RefSeq names its product arf-GAP with coiled-coil, ANK repeat and PH domain-containing protein 3-like. Gene Ontology annotation, cellular component: cytoplasm. Gene Ontology annotation, molecular function: GTPase activator activity; protein binding. The coding region runs from base 138 to 2678 and encodes 846 amino acids. The record is from RefSeq and is a predicted model, not a curated record. NCBI's taxonomy places the organism in Eukaryota, Metazoa, Chordata, Actinopteri, Elopiformes, Megalopidae. The transcript has 26 exons.
CAGUAGAGAGUGACAUCGCUGCACUGGACUAAGGAACUCCGACGAGGCAAGGGAAUACACGUUUGUACCAUCUUUCACACCGCCGUCCCAGGCAAUGAACUAUAAACUUUAAGAGUGAAGAGGGAAUAAAACCAAAAAUGACGGUGGAUUUUGAAGAAUGUAUUAAGGAUUCACCCCGAUUCAGGGCGAACAUCGAUGAGGUGGAGACGGACGUGGUGGAGAUCGAAGCCAAGCUAGAUAAGCUGGUAAAGCUAUGCAGUGGCAUGAUCGAGGCAGGCAAGGCGUAUGUCAGCGCCAACAAGCUGUUCGUCAAUGGGAUCCGGGACCUGUCCCAGCAGUGCAAGAAGGACGAGAUGAUCUCGGAGUGCCUGGAAAAGUGCGGAGAGAGCCUCCAGGAAAUCGUCAACUACCACAUGAUUCUCUUCGAUCAAGCUCAGAGGUCCGUCAAACAGCAGCUGCACAACUUUAUCAAAGAUGACGUGCGCAAGUUCAAGGAGACGAAGAAGCAGUUCGACAAGGUGCGGGAGGACAUGGAGAUCGCCCAGGUGAAGAACGCCCAGGCGCCCCGCAACAAGCCCCACGAGGUGGAGGAGGCCACCGGCGCGCUCACCCUCACCCGGAAGUGCUUCCGCCACCUCGCCCUUGACUACGUGCUGCAGAUCAACGUUCUCCAGGCGAAGAAGAAAUUUGAAAUCUUAGAUGCGAUGCUGUCCUUCAUGCACGCCCAGUACACGCUCUUCCACCAGGGUUUCAACCUCCUGGAUGAGCUCGACCCCUACAUGAAGAAGCUGGCGGCCGAGCUGGACCAGCUGGUGAUUGACUCGGCCAUGGAGAAGAGGGACAUGGAACACAAGCAUGCCAUCAUCCAGCAAAGGACCCUAAUGCAGGACUUCUCUUACGACGACUCAAAAGUUGAGUUCAACGUGGAUGCCCCCAACGGCGUGGUAAUGGAGGGGUACCUGUUCAAGAGGGCCAGCAACGCCUUCAAGACGUGGAACAGGCGGUGGUUCUCGAUACAGAACAGUCAGCUGGUCUAUCAGAAGAAGCUAAAGGACGCCCUGACGGUGGUGGUAGAAGACCUGAGGCUGUGCUCGGUCAAGCCCUGCGAGGACAUCGAGAGGAGGUUCUGCUUCGAGGUCGUCUCUCCCACAAAGAGCUGUAUGCUGCAGGCAGAGUCAGAGAAGUUGCGUCAGUCCUGGAUUCAGGCUGUGCAGGCCAGCAUAGCCUCUGCCUACAGAGAGAUCCCUGACAACUACUACAUCGAGCGCUUGGACCGGACGGCCUCCCCGUCCACCAGCAGCAUCGACUCGGCCAGCGAGCCGCGGGAGCGCAGCGUGCGGGGGGACAGCAUCCUGCAGCGGGCCCAGACCAUCCCGGGCAACGAGCAGUGCUGCGACUGCGGCCAGGCCGACCCGCGCUGGGCCAGCAUCAACCUGGGCAUCCUGCUCUGCAUCGAGUGCUCCGGCAUCCACAGGAGUUUAGGGGUUCACUGCUCAAAGGUCCGUUCUCUGACCCUGGACUCCUGGGAACCAGAGUUACUGAAGCUGAUGUGUGAGCUGGGGAACAGGACGGUCAACCAGAUCUACGAGGGCACGUGCGAGGAGCUGGGCCUGAAGAAACCCGGGCCAUCGAGCUCAAGGCAGGAGAAGGAGGCGUGGAUCAAGGCCAAGUACGUGGAGAAGAAGUUCCUGAAGAAGAUGGCGGGCGGCGAGGCGUUGGCGGACGGGGACCGCAAGUCACGGCGCUGGAGCGUGAAGAAGUGCCAGAGGCACAACAGCUCCAUCAAGGCUCCCAAAUCCCGCCGGAAAUACAGACAGGACCCCGGCAGCGCCUCACCCGGCAACCUCUCAUCAGCCGCGGCCGCCAAGUUCCGCAGAGACUCACUCUUCUGUCCCGAUGAGCUGGACUCCCUCUUCUCCUACUUCGACACGGGCUCCGGGCCACGCAGCCCGGCAGGUCUGAGCAGUGACAGCGGCCUCGGAGGCAGCACGGACGGCAGCACGGACAUCCUGGUGUUCGGGUCAGUGGUGGACAGCGUCACAGAGGAAGAGUGCGAGGAGUCUGAGGAGUCGAGCGGAGAGGCGGAGCUGGAGCCGGAGACGUCCGACCCGGAGGACCUGCGGGACCUGCACCCGGGGGCGCUGCUGUACAAGGCGUCCCGGGCGCGCAACCUGCCCGUCAUGGCCGAGGUGCUGGCGCACGGGGCCGACGUCAACUUGGUCAACGAGGAGGACGAGGGCAAGAGCCCGCUGAUACAAGCUGUGACGGGGGGCUCUCUGAUUGCGUGCGAGUUCCUGCUUCAGAAUGGGGCAGACGUCAACCAAAGAGACACACGAGGGAGGGGACCCCUCCACCAUGCCACAUAUCUGGGACACACAGGGCAAGUGUGUCUGUUCCUAAAGCGGGGCGCCACUCAGACCGACGGGGAUGAGGAUGGACAGGACCCCCUCAGCAUCGCCGUGCAGGCGGCCAACGCAGACAUCGUCACCUUGCUGCGUCUGGCCCGGAUGAACGAGGAGAUGCGGGAGUCCGAGGGCCCAUUUGGACAGCCAGAUACGGGUGUUGCCACGACCACCAGGAAAAUAAAGCACAAGGAUUUUCGGGAUAGAGGGACACCACGUACGUCGACAUCUUUCGGGAGUUUUCUCACAUGGCGUCACACGAUCCCGAGAAGCUGAAGAGGAGGAGCAUGCACUUCCGUCACUCCUUCAGGUAGCCCGCUCUGGCGCCCGCGGAGAGGCCCUCGUCGUCUUACUUGAAGAACGCCACCGUCACUUUCCAAGGUUCCAAUUCGUCCCUUCAUUGACCCGGAAUCCCCC